This is a messenger RNA of Symbiodinium sp. CCMP2456, 1199 nucleotides long. The record is from the annotation of a GenBank genome assembly. Lineage: Eukaryota; Dinophyceae; Suessiales; Symbiodiniaceae.
AUGGCCAUGUCUGUGCGGAAGAUGUCGGGCGAAGAGGUGGCCAGCCUGGAUGCAGCGGAGUUAGCUGCCCUUGUGGAAAGUUACGGCGACUCGGUUUUGGGCUUGAAAAGGUACCUUCGUCACCGCCUGGGCGUGCCACGCUUUCGGCAGCAGCUCACCGCGCAGUUCGAGUCGGAGCCUCUCCUCGACGAUCGGAAGCUCACGUCCUACCGGGCGAGGGCCGAGCUUUCCGUGGUGAUCCUCAACUGGUCCAUGGCGACGCAGGAGGAGCUUGCCCAGCUUCGCACGGCUUCAUUGGAGGGAGCUGCUGCAGAGUUGGAGACGCUCCUGCAACGGCCGAUGAACCCGGAUGUCGUGGUGGAUCGAAUGGAAAGGCCGCCUUUGUGGGUGGCAAGUGCUCGAGGGCAUUUGGACAAUGCCCGCCUCUUGCUCGAGGCCAUGGCAAACGUCAACAGGGCAGACAGGAAGGGCAUGGCACCCCUUUGGAUUGCAUCUUACUGGGGUCACAGCAGCCUCGUUGAGCUUCUCCUGGAGGCGAGAUGUGAAGUGGACAGCACCGACACGCGUGGUGGAUCUUCUCCGCUCUGGGUGUCCUGCAGGAACUGCUGCGAAGGCGUCGUGAAGCUACUGGUGCAAGCCUCUGCAGGACUGAACAAGACCAACAUCGACCGGCAGUCUCCAGUAUGGAUCGCUGCAGCCACUGGCCACCCAGCAAUCCUGCGGCUCUUGCUGGGAGCCCGAGCCGACCUUGCCAUCCCAGAUCGAGUUGGAAGAUCUGCCUUGUGGAUUGCCGUAGCCAACAGCCACCUGGACCCACAGCCUCUGGAUGUGCUGAAGGCAGAGGUCAACGCCGUCGAAGGGGUCCGUGUCUCCGUCGUGCGCACCCUACUUGAUGCUAGAGCCGAGAUCGACUGUGACGAUGCGGGAGAGUCGGUCCUUUCUGUGGCGGCAAAGCUGGGAAAUGCACAGAUCAUGCAGCUCCUGCUGGAGUCGACUCCGCCUGACAGCGGCGUUGCAGCACAUUGCCUUUCCCAGCCUGCAUGGAAGGCUUCCGCAGAGGGUCACGAUGACAUCGUCCGAAUGCUGCUCAAGGCAGGUGCGGACAAGAAUUGGGCCAACGGCCAAGGCGAGUCCUUGCUGUGGAGCGCCGCAAAGAAGGGCUUCACACGGGUCGCGCAGGUGCUGCUGCACGCAGGCAG